AAUUUUAAUACCGAAAGUGUCCCACGGUACGUACGCCGCUGAAAUGGCUGCUGCGGCUACUGAAGAAACGAGCGCACUGUGUGUUGAGAGCGACGUACCGCCCGUGGAGACGAACGAGGGCAACUGUGAGGAGAAAGAAAAGGGUCUGAACGAACCGGAAACGAAGGAACCAGGCAGUAGUGUAGAACCGAAAAUGGAAGAGGUGGACGCGGAGGCCGGCGAAGAGAAGCCCGCUGCGGCGGCAGACAAGGCCGCGAGCGAGGCGGUGACAGACGACGGUGCUGUAACGGUCAGCCAGGAGGGGACAGCCGCGCCUGAAGAGCCGGAGCAAAAGCCAGAGUCGCGGCAAAUCCCGGAAGAUGGUACCAACGAAUCUGUGGGCGAUAACUCUUUGAAAGAAGCGAAGGAGGAACCGGGAGAUGACAGCCGGUGUUCGGCGAUAGACUGCGAAAAGGGCAAAACAGUUUGUGAAGAUGGUGAGAAACCCAGCGGAGGGCGCGGGGAGCUGGGCGACAAGAGGCGGCCGAGUGUGGAGAUAUCAUCCUCGGAUGGUGAACCGUUGAGCCGUGUGGACUCGGAGGACAGUAUCAGCAGUACCCUGAUGGAGAUGGAGAGCACGGUGUCCAGUGGGCGCUCCACCCCUGUUAUGAUGAACGGACAGAGCAGUGCCAGCUCCUCCGCGGCUAAGACAGUAGCUUAUCCCUGCUGCUGGGACCUCUGUCCGCAGUGCUUCAACUCCAGUCCUGAUCUGGCAGAGCACAUCAGGGGCAUUCAUGUGGAUGGACAGAGAGGAGGGGUGUUUGUGUGUCUGUGGAAGGGUUGUAAGGUGUAUAACACACCAUCCACCAGUCAAAGUUGGCUCCAGAGACACAUGUUAACCCACAGUGGAGAUAAGCCCUUCAAGUGUGUAGUUGGUGGCUGCAACGCCAGCUUCGCUUCCCAAGGAGGGUUAGCCCGUCAUGUCCCCAGCCACUUCAGCCAGCAGAGCUCCUCCAAGAUGUCCAGCCAGGCCAAACUCAAGGAAGAGUCCCCCUCCAAGGCCGGACUGAACAAGAGGAAGAAACUCAAGAACAAACGCAGGUGCUCCCUACCGAGGCCCCACGACUUCUUCGAUGCCCAAACCAUGGAUGCUAUUCGCCACAGGGCCAUCUGUCUCAACCUCGCCACCCACAUUGAAAGUGUGGGCAACGGCCACAGUGUGGUCUUUUACAGCACGGUGCUAGCCAGAAGGAAAGAGGGGUCUGGCAAGGUGAAGGUCCUCCUACACUGGACUCCUGAGGACAUACUGCCUGAUGUAUGGGUGAAUGAAACGGAGAGAUCUCAACUGAAGACUAAAGUGGUCCACUUGUCCCAGUUACCACAGGACACCGCCAUGCUACUAGACCCAAACAUCUAUAGAGCACUUCCUCAGAAGAGGCUGAAGCGCAGCCUGUAAGGAGUCGUCUGUGGACUCGAUACUUAAGGGGAAAUGCUUGUUCAUAGGAGGUUUAUCUUUAUGGGAUGGGACGCUCUUCAUCUGUCUCUGCUGAACGGUGGGGAGUGAAGUGGCGAUAAAAGGAAGUGAAACUUGGCUAUGCUGCAGGUCUCCUGUUUUCUCUCUUCAAUUUUGUAUAUCUGAAAUGACUGUUGUAGCCAAGCGUGGUGUAAAACGGGACAAACAAUUUAUGAAAUGUUUGUGUUGAUCAAAAACUUAAAUGAAUGUUUUUUGUUUUUUUUAACAAGCACCAAACUGAAAACAUGCUUAAUACUCAAUGGUGAGGAAAAAAAAAAAACUCUUUUGUGUAACCUUGUCAGAAAAACAGCAUAUUUUAUAACUGUUUUGUGUAAAAUAUUUAUGCAGAUUUUUAACUUAUUUUUCUACCAUGAAAAUGCUGGUGUAAUGUGGAUUUUUGUGAAGGUUUUGAAUAGAACCGUAUUUACUGUGAUAAUGUUAACUGUCACUUGUAGGAAUAUUUGGAAAAUUUGAGUUGUAAUUAAGUUGUACAUGACAGAAGUCUUAACAGAUUCUCCUAUUUAUACUUACUGAAUGCAGUACUUUUACCCGUGUGUAUGACAAUGAAGUGUGAGGUUGUGCCAGUCAUGUCAGACUUGUAUUCAAUGUAAUGCAAACUGUUACAGGAGCAAUAACUCAGUAGUUAAGGACACUACCGUGUAGCUCUUAAUCCUACCCAGACUGUAGACAGUACAAUACCGAAAUGACUGACAUUUCAGCACACACUUAAAAACUGUAAAUCACACCAACUUAACCCCCUCCCCCUAUGAACUGUUUUUAUCAUUGUUGAUAUGAUAAAUUUCCAUUAUUACUUUUUUAUUGUUUUAAAAAAGGUGUGUUUUCUACUGUAUGUUGUCGCUGUUGGAAAUGGAAUACUGUGUUUGUAAUAAAAUCGGGGAAAUGACA
Messenger RNA from Chelmon rostratus (copperband butterflyfish), 2398 nucleotides. Its product is annotated as zinc finger protein aebp2-like. The record is from RefSeq and is a predicted model, not a curated record. Gene Ontology annotation, cellular component: ESC/E(Z) complex. The transcript has 9 exons. Lineage: Eukaryota; Metazoa; Chordata; Actinopteri; Chaetodontiformes; Chaetodontidae. Gene Ontology annotation, biological process: regulation of transcription by RNA polymerase II. Bases 44 to 1435 code for a protein of 463 amino acids.